AUGGCAGCAGCUAGUCGCGAUCUUUGCACUGUAUUUCCUUCACCGACCGUGAAGUCGCUCGUUGGCAAGUUUCAGUAUCGCCGAUGCUCUCGCCACCCCCAGCCCAUAAGAAGCAAUAUGAUGAAUUUCUCCACUCCCCGGGAACUAUCUACUCUGGGACACUCCCACUCAUCCGGGAUCGACAAAAUUGAACUUAUCUGUGAUAUAGGAAGAGAUCAUAUUGAGCUAGGAUAUUGGGAAAGAUCCCGGGUAGUUGGGUUGAAGACGAAGAGGGCUGGAGGCGCGAUGGAGGAAGAUCCGGCCGUAAUGACGCGUGCAGGACGCGUCGUAGUGCCGUCAACGAGAGCUCGAGAAGCUCUAGAAGGUGCUGAUAGCACCGAUGCCACCGCUGCAACUAGGAGGACGACAUCAAAAGUAAAGCUAACUGCAGUUAGGAAAGCUACUAACCAGAUUGAGGAGAGACAGUGCGCUCAGGAUAAAAACCAAGCAAUACUUAGAAAGAUGUUUCAGUACUUGAAGGGCACCUAUCAAGAGAUCAAAAUUUUAAAAGAAAUGCUCAAUAAAUAA
Talaromyces stipitatus ATCC 10500 is the source of this 567-nucleotide messenger RNA. RefSeq lists its product as uncharacterized. Bases 1 to 567 code for a protein of 188 amino acids. The record is from RefSeq and is a predicted model, not a curated record. Lineage: Eukaryota; Fungi; Ascomycota; Eurotiomycetes; Eurotiales; Trichocomaceae. The transcript has 2 exons.